AUGACACACGGAAGAAAGCUGGUUGUUGAUGGAAAGGGCCAUGUUACUGGAAGAUUGGCUGCGUACGUAGCAAAGUCUUUGCGCGAGGGGUACAGCGUAGUGGUGCUGAGAGCGGAAGGAACUGUGUUUUCCUCACCUAUAGAGAGAAUGGUCAGUAUAUAUAAAGACAAAAAGAGAAAGAGAUGUCUGGUAAACCCAAAGAAAGGGCCUUUCCACUACAAAGAGCCGUCUAAGUGCUUCAAGAGAAUCGUGCGGGGAAUGCUCAACUACAAGGGAGCCCAGGGAGCAGCUGAUUUUGCACGGCUGAAGGUUUACGACGGAAUUCCGUUGGAGUACGAAAUGACAGAGAAAGUCGUUGUAACGCACGCGCUUGCUGAGACAAAGCUGAGCCCUGUGACGAAGACAACCACGCUUGGACAAAUCUGCGUGAGCAUGGGAUGGACUAGCGCAGGAAUCCUGCAGAAGUUCGAGGACGAGCGAAUGAAGAGGGCAGACGUUGCCCAGAGGGAGAGGGACGAGAAAGAGCAGAAGAAAAACGCGCUUUUGGAAAGCUCAGCCUUCCAGAAGGAGCUUGCUUCUCUGAUUGCCAAGAUCGAAUAA
Messenger RNA from Nematocida major, 600 nucleotides. RefSeq names its product large subunit ribosomal protein L13Ae. NCBI's taxonomy places the organism in Eukaryota, Fungi, Microsporidia. The coding region runs from base 1 to 600 and encodes 199 amino acids. Gene Ontology annotation, molecular function: mRNA binding; structural constituent of ribosome. Gene Ontology annotation, biological process: negative regulation of translation; translation. Gene Ontology annotation, cellular component: ribosome; cytosolic large ribosomal subunit. The transcript has a single exon. The record is from RefSeq and is a predicted model, not a curated record.